Molecule: messenger RNA, 237 nt
Organism: Ilex paraguariensis (yerba mate)
Lineage: Eukaryota; Viridiplantae; Streptophyta; Magnoliopsida; Aquifoliales; Aquifoliaceae
Source: the annotation of a GenBank genome assembly
AUGACUGAAGAUGCUAGGAUUCCCCAAGUUCCAAUCUCGAUUCCAACAGUUGAGACCGUGGCUCCUUCUACGCCUCAGGGCAAUCCUACUCCUCCUUCUGUCGACGGUGACAUUUCUACUGUUCCUGUAGACACAAUGCCUCCUUCUCGCAGUGUCGACUCCUUCUCUGCAAGCAACGAUGAACUUUUUUGGAGACAUUGGAGGCGGCAUCGGGACGAGGUCACUGGGCCUUCUUAG